AUGGACGUUCCUCUCGCAGAAGAGCUCGAGUGGCUGGAGAGUGCGUUCCUGCAAGAGGAGUCUGUGGAGGAAUUCGAGGAGGAGCUUCCGGUGGCUUCCGGUGCUGGCACUGUAGAUGAUUGCCUCAACCCUCCAUUUCAGUCCCAAGUGAGCAGCCGGAAGCGGCCAUCGAGUCUGGAGUCGAAGGCUGCUCCGGAGAUUUCGUCCGAGGAUAAGAGGCGGAAAAGGAGUGCUGCCAAAGAUGAUGAAGAAGAAGAGGACAUGAUCCGUUGUUCGCCCUCGAAGGAUCAGUCUGCCUUUAUCUCUCCGACUCAUGUGGACGCGGCCGCUGAUUUCGCCCCCCUCGAUGAAUUGUCACCCGCAGUCGCCGAGGAGAGGUUCCUUUCGAGGUUUGCAUCGGAGAUCGAUGGCGACUGUAUCCCGGUGACUGGGCCCUGUGGGGAGAGGGUGUAUGCUAAGAUGAGCGCUGGGGCGAUGGACUAUAUGCCGAAGAAACUGGGGAUAGAACGAUCCGGUUGGUUGAGUUUAGCAUUUUUUCCUUCUCUUGAAACAGUUCUUGCGAGUGUCGCGUUUUUCGUGUCUCUGGCCUAAGAUUCUCCGUGCUUCUUUUUUCGAUUAAAUCGAUUUCUGAAUGAAGAAAAAAAGAUAUCAUGACCAAAGAGUGAUUUUCAGGUCGUCACUGGACUGUGGUUCUUCUAUAUUCUUCCCGAAUUCUCGGGCAUUGUUAAUUGAAAUCUAGGUCAAUAACAAACUGGAUCAAGUUCAUUAAGUAAAUUCAUUGCUAACUAUUAUCCUCACAUCAGAUUGAGAAACCAUCUCUAAUUCGUGGGGUUUUUUACAUGGAGACUCAAUAAGUACUUUAUUUCCUCAUAGAAGUUUACCCGUUGUUUUUUUCACGUAACUCGACUAAUUACCCGAAUUUCACUCGGCUGAGUUGAUUUGGUGUGUUGUUCGGAUUAUUCCUUGGUUAGAUAUCAUCAUUAGUUUUAUUCUCAACUUCUGGUGAGUUCCAGUAAAAGUUCCCGAAACUGAUCAAAGGUAGGCCGUUGUAUGUGCGAGUAUUGACUAUCAAAUUAGCCAGAAUGAAACAUUUUUCUAUUUUAGAUCUCCAUAACUGAGCGUUUUCCAUUUGAGAGGAUUUUCAUGACCUACAAUUAUUGGCAAAUGUUGCUCUGAUCCCCUCUCCUUGCCCUUGUUCUCUGGAAACGUAUACAAUGGACACAGAGAACGACACAAUGAAUCAGUUAUGCAGGAGGAACGAAGUUCAUUCAUUUUUUUCUUGUUUCGUGAGUGCUAAAGGGACCAAUAGUUGACCAUAUCUCAUUCUACCAUUGCCAAUGGCAAACCAUGAGCAUUCACUGCAAGUCCAGGUAGGCCAAAACUUUGAAAGAAUUAUGCUUUGAAAUUGACGCCAGCUCCUAAGGUUUCAUAUUGCAGGCCUCUCAUGUGAUUAAAAACAAUAACACUAUAGUAAAUAGCUUCAUAUUCGCUUCUAAAGUUUGAACUCGGCAAAAAAGAGCACAGAGUAAUGAAGAACAGAACCUAUGGGCCCCCAAAAUGGGACGAGUAAUUCCUUUCCUAGUUAAUCAUUCCCAAAGAAUUGCAGGCUUACAACCAGCUCAGAAUUUCUUUAUUUAUUUCUUGCAGGACUCCUUUCUGAGCCUAUCAAUGUUCUAAUGGAAAAAGUGGAACAGGAAGCAUUACUAAAGGUACACAUUUUGUUAUGAAAGUGCAAGUACGGAGAAGUAUAUAUGAAAGUACCAGAACGGCAUUUAUAGUACGUACUAGACAAUAUGGAGCCUCAUAGAGAGAAAUUUCAUAAUUCAUUCAAAUUAAGACCCUUGAACCCAAAUUCAAGAUAGGCAGGUAUCUGUUGAAGAUGUUUUCUUUUCUUUCUAUUCUUUCGCCUUCGUUUCAAUCAAGGGGAGCUACUUGUAAUGAUGAAAAUAGAGAUUGGUCAAAGAGGAUAGGGUUGAGAACAUCAUCAUAUAAGAUAACAUAUUCUCUGAUGACUUAUGUUUUCAUGUAUUACCUAUGUUUUUUCUUAGUAUAUCUUGUACGAAAUUAAAGCUUGUAAUUUUUUCUUGGAGGAAUGGGAUCAAUUUUGUUGGUCACUUUUCGAGUGUAAAUGCAUAUUGUGGCUAAAAGGAUCCGAUGGGAUGUGUAUACUUAUAUUUCCUUGUCAAAGAGGAAGAUUUGGGCCUUGUAACCAUUAGUUGUUGUUAAGUCAUUGCCUAUGGGUCAUCAUAAGUUCAAUGUACUGGUGACAACUGUUGUUUAACGUUACAUUUUUUCUUCAGUGGUAUAAUCGUUCACAAGCUUUACCUCAUCGAUAUCCGUUCUACUAGGUCCUAAUAAGGAUUUAGUAUCUUGCUGUUACCCGCAGCCUAUUUUCUUCCCAAUUGUAACCAAACAUUGUAGCCCAAUUUCGCAGAGAGCGCGGGUUGAACUAGAUGAAAAUAUGCCUAUCACGGUAACAAUUGAGGAGCUCGAUUACUAUCAACAAUUCUUAUGAACUAUCGGAACAAUAUUCUGUUUUAAGCUAGAAAAAAUUGCUGCCUUAAGCUCGUGUGCUGGUUUUACUUUUCAUGGAGGAUAAUUCCAAGGAAUACGUGAUAUGUUGUUAGGCCAAAGUCUUAUCGUUGUUUUCCUACCUUAUGAUAUGAGACUCUGAUGACGAAUGGUAUUUAUUCACGUGACUUUAAAUUUUUUAUCUGUUGAUUUUCGUUGGAAUUUAUUCUUUGAUCAUGCUUGUUUCGUCCAAUCUUUUUUUUGCGCAAAUAGAAACUAAUGGAUUCUUCUGUACUAAUUCAAUGGUGAAGGCUUUACAAGAAAGUGCCGCAUCUUCUGUCGACUCAGUCGAGGUGACAAGUCCAGAUAAUGAACAACUUUGGGUGGAGAAAUACGCUCCCAAGUCAUUUACUGAGCUUCUUAGUGACGAACAGACAAAUCGUGAGGUCUGUUGGGAUCAUGCUAUUUGGCACGUUACGUUUUAUGAACUUUAUUAUGGAAUCCAUAUCUAUUUCUCAUGUUAAACAAUAUUUUUUUCUUCUGUAUAGGUACUUCUUUGGCUGAAACAAUGGGAUUCUUGUGUAUUUGGUUCUCAUAUUCGGGCAACAUCAGAUGAUGUCUUAUCGUCUCUGAGAAGACAUUGUUCCGUGGUUCAGCAUCAUAAGGCCUAUGGUCAUAAGAACGCCUUUGGACAGAAAGCAUCCCUAAAUAAUCAGAUCAUUAAUCAAUCAAAUACUGAGAAUGAUGAAAAUGGUCGCCUGCAAGGUUCCUCUGAAAUGUGGAACAAACUGUCCAAAGCUAAUAAUGGCACUCCAGAGCAGAAGGUUGACUCUGUAACAUGUUUUUUCAUUAGUUUAACUCUCAUGCCAUUACUUUUUCGUUUGAAUUUUUUUAGGUCUAUCCAACUAAUCAAUUAUUUAUUUAUUUAUUAUUUUAUUGGCUUAUUUUGUAAAACAUGGUAAAUCUUUAAUGUGUAUCUGCAAUUACGCCUGUUGUACGGUUUUUCAUCACUCUUGAAGAGAUAGUUGCUUUAAUGUGAUUUUUUGCUUUUCAUUGUACAGAAAAAUAUUGAAAGUGUUGUUUGUGCCAUGCUUAGUGUCUUUUCUAUGUUAUAUUGCUUGGCUAUUCAAAAUGGUUGGUCUCUGUAUGAAAAGGAGUUAAUGCGAUAUAUUGGAUUAAAGUCCAGUUGAAGCCUCAUAGUAUUGUAUUCUAUCACAUGUUGUUCCUUAUUAUAACAAAAUUUUACUUUUAUGUCCUCACAAGAACAAGAUGUCUGCAUUUUUUUAUAUAUCUUGUUGUAAUUGAUUUUGGGAGAUAGCUAUCAUGGCUUUGAUGUUGAGGAACUGAAAUUCAUUCAAUGCAAUAUAGGUUCUUCUUCUUUGUGGACCACCAGGCCUGGGGAAGACAACACUGGCACAUGUGGCUGCAAGACACAGUGGAUAUCGUAUUGUGGAGGUUUUCAGAAAUAUGGACUUCUGUAUCUUUUUUUUUCUGCUUGGACGGCUAUUUAGUGUGCUUUAUAUAAAUGCUAUUCUAAGCGACGGUUUUUAUUAGUUGGUGAAGUGAAGAACAGAGAAUCAGAUGUCGAACGAAAUACUUUUUGAUCUUUUACCUGGUUGCCGAAAUAAGGUAACCAGGAUUUGUGAUUUCAGCAAAUGUCCCUAAGGCAAAGCAAUGAUGCUUCAUAAAAUUGUGAUGUCUCAAUCUUCUUAGUAUUGUUCUUUUACAUGUAAGGUUUCUUGGCCCAAGACUGCUGUCACAGUUUGCACUCUCAUCCUAAUUGAAUAAAGGCUAGUGAUUAGGAAAUAAUCACAUACCGGAAACGUUACACAUCUACUAAGCAGAUAGUUAUGGGGUUUAGGCUGUAGAGGCAACGUAGCCAUGCUUAGAGUGUUCAGUAUUUAUAAUUUUUUCGCUGCAAGAUUCAUGAAAGGUUCUCUGUUGAAUUUGCAAUGGAGGAUUGAAGAAAGGCGAGGCUUUUCUGAGAGAUGUAUAGAAAUAGUCUGUAACCCAUAUAUGGAUGUUCAACACAACAAAUGGUGCAAUAGGGUGAAUUCCUCGAGAAUGUAGAGUGCUGGUACCUUGAAACAGAUUUCCCUAAUAGAGGCUAACCGGUUAACCUUUAAAAUCUUUCGACUCAUCCACGUGGCCUAAUUCUCAUUGUCUUAUACAACUUCUAUCUUCUUAAAUUCUAGAAUGGCACCAGAAAGAGAGAAGAAUGACGCGAUUAUAAUGGGAAACUCAAUGCUUUUCGCACAUCCUCAUUCAUUAAUGUAUCUCUUUGGGGUUUGUGUUAAGAAAAACUGGUCUUGGAGAUCUUUUAACUGGUUUGCGGUACAGUAUUCCAAACUGUAGAUUCGGCCUCAAUGUUGUUUGAGUUCCCUAGCCUGCUGUUACACUUGGAAGGAUCCUAUCACAACCUGCAAUCACCUUUCUGCAUAUUGUGCAGACUUACAAGUUUUACAUUGAAUGCUGUUACGUGUAUAUUACUGGGUAAAAGCCCAUUUUGCCAAUGCCCGUGAUCUCAAGUUGUGAUUACAAUUGAACCUGUAAAGCAUCUUCGGUUGAGAACGAUAGAGAGCUAUGAUGUUUUGGAUAAUGCAUUGAUUGGACUUCAUUCCGGUCUCUAUUUUUUAUGUCUUGUGAACUAUUGCAGAUAAAUGCUAGUGAUGAUCGUUCAUCUUCGACAAUCGAGUCAAAAAUCAUAGAUGUCUUGCAGAUGAACUCUGUCACGGCUGAUACCAGACCUAAAUGUUUGGUAAGUUCAUUUUCUUUAUUUCUAUGCUGGUUGUAGGUGUAAGUAAAUUGUGGAUAUCUUACAGGUUAUUGAUGAAAUUGAUGGAUCACUUGGUGAGGGAAAAGGAGCUGUGGAUGUUAUCCUAAAAAUGGUACACUGCCUUUAUCAUUCUUCAUUGAUGGCGGGAAACAUUUCAUUACAAUACUUCCUUUUUGUGAACCGCAUUUAAGAUCAAUAAAAAAGGUUUAGGCAUGGUUUAGCAGACAAAUUUUAUUUUUCUCAAUUUUUUGCAUCGAUGUUGAUAUUAUCCGUGUACUUUUAAUUUAGUUUUAACGUGAUUUAUUAACUUAACUCCCCUUUUACUUCUGGAAAACGUGCCUUAUUUAUUAACUGAGCCAUUAUCUUCUGUUUUAAUGCUGUUUGAAUUUCAUGGCGCUACAAGUACGUACUUCAUGAUUUAAAUCAUUUUCAUUUUUAAAAAAAAUGAAAUUGAUCGUUUGAAUGCUAGCUCAUAUCAAGAAAAAUUGGUAUUGGUUUUGAUUUCUAGUUUCUAUUAUUUCUGAAAAAUCGUUUGUGUGCCUGGCAUUUUAUUAAAUCACCAUUUUAAGCAAACAUAAGGUCCACUGGAUGACAAUAUACUAACUUGAGGAUUGUUCACGUGCUUGCAUGCCUGCAUGCUUGUGUAUACGCAUGUGCGUAAGCGCACCUCACCUAACAUAUUUUAUUUUGAAGGGGAAUAAUAUCUACAUUUUGAUGUUAGUUGAGGGUUUUUUUCUGUUUGGUGUGCGUUGAAGGUUUAUAUUGGUUGCCCUUUAGAAGCUGCACACUUGAUGUGCAGUCUCCCUCGAAUGUAAUCCUCACAACAUCUGCAUCAUUUCAGUCUCAGAUGCUAUUUGCGUGUCUACGUAGAUACUGUGAACUGUCUUUUGUGUAUGUUGAACCAUUUAUUGCUGUGGAUGUCUCAUUUAUGCAGGCAACUGCUGAAAAGAAACAUGUUGGCAGUAAGGAUUCCUCGUCUGAUGUGGCAACAGGAAAAAUUACUUCGAAGAGAAGACAGACUGCAACACUGUCACGACCUGUAAGAAUGAGACUUGGGAGUUUACGUCAUCCGCUUUGGUUCUGUUUUAUUUGUUCUAAACGAUAAAUCCUAUUCAAUGAAGGUAAUUUGCAUAUGCAACGACCUAUAUGCACCCGCUUUAAGGCCACUUCGUCAAAUAUCAAAGUAAGUCAUUUUUACUAUUUCCGUUUCUUUUGGAAAACGAGAAACAUGGUCGUGGCUGCUAUAUGAUUUGAAUGAACUCUGGGUACAUGUCACGUUGGAAUUGUGACUCUAUUCGAUUCACUGAUUUGGAUUUAAAGUUCAAAUCGAUGGGGAGUAUAUUGCGAUCUGAGUCUUCUUUCUUUGUUGAGAUUUCAGAACCUUUGUAAGAGAAGCACUUUCUUAUAGACAAGUAUUUCCAUUCUAACGCGUCUGUGUAAGUUGUGUUCCAUCAUCUUGACAUAUCUUAUUCGUUCUCUUUAUAGGGUUCAUAUGUUCGUUCAGCCAGCAGUAAGCCGUGUCGUGAACAGGUCACGCAACUAAAGUUUAUGACAUUUCUGCCAAAAAUAUUUUACCUUAGGGAGUUUCCUUGAUGUUCUAUGUUAGCUUCGUUAGACUGCGCUCUCUUUUAAGUUGUUAUCGCUACAUUAUGUUUCUUUCAUUCCAUCUUAUCUUCUAAUUUUUUUAAUUUUUUUGUGAUAGGCUGAAAUAUAUUUGCAAAAAAGAAGGAUUUAAGACAAGUUCUAUGGCUCUUACUACACUGGCAGAGUACACUGGUAUCUCUUUUCUCCAGUGUACCGGGAAAUUACCUCUAGAAAGCAGAGAAAUUAUAAUAGAACCUUGGAAAAUUAACGUCAACUCUUGCUUCCGCUAACUUCUUGUGCAAAUUCGCUGAUGCUACUAUUAUAUUUAUUAUUCAGGUCAAGUUUUGUUUCUCGGUGAAAUAUCAGGGAAUAGCUGAAGCAGUCUAAUGGGCACUUUACGUGUCAAACUUUCCAUCAUUACGAUAACAUGGAUCCUUGGUUCACUCACUUGAAUUAUAGGAGGGCAGAUUUGAAAGGAUGAGGAAACGCUCCUAAUAGUCCGUUUAUGUAUACAUCGUGCUAUUUUCUUACCGGGAAAGAUUGUGAACUGAUAAAGAGAGUGUUCCAGGUUUAAAUACACAUCUAAGAGAAAACAGAGGCAGCUGAAAUCAAGAUUGAAUGAUCAAAAGAGAUUUCUAGAAGGAAAAUGCUUAAGAAAGAGGAACUUAUGAGUUUAUACAUAUUCGAUAUUUUUUUUCCUGUGAUAUACAAUUUACAUGUCUAAUACUUUUUUUGUAAAAACGAGCAGGCAUAGCUGCAUGUCAGUAGUCAUUGAAUUGGUUUUCUGAAAUUCUUAAAUCCCUUCAUGAGAACUGUCUGUUCAUCUCAUACUGGGAUCUAAUGUCCUUUUUUCUAUCAACAGAAUGUGAUAUCCGUUCUUGCCUAAAUACGCUACAAUUUCUGAACAAGAAGAAGGAAAACCUCAAUAUUGUAAGCUGUUAAUUUGUUUCUCGUUGCUAUAGUUUCUGAAUGGAUUAUUCUGUUUGUAUUAGUAGCAUUUCGUUUUAUUCAGUUGGAGGUUUCUUCUCAAGUGGUUGGGCGUAAGGACGUGUCAAGAAGUGCUUUUGAUGUAUGGAAGGAGGUAAUUUUUUUGUUCUUUUCUGAUUGUGGACAAUACCAUUAAAAAUUUUGAGAUGAAAGAAACAGAUCUGUGGACGAAGGUAAAAUAGAAAUUUAAUAAAUAUUUUUUCUUUCAAAUUUAUUCAUUAUAACAUAUAUAUAUAUAUAUAUAUAUAUGUAUAAAUGUGUGUGUGUGUGUGUUUGUCAUAGGAUGACAUGGUAAACAUAUUCCUGUCCGACGCUAGAUGACGUUUUUAUUUUUGGUUUUGAACAAAGUUCUGUCUGUUCAGGUUUUUCAGAAGAAAAAGGCAAAACACGAGAGAAAGUCCGUGAAAGGUUUCGGAGUACAUGGGGAUUUUAAGUUGCUAGACUCUUUAAUAUCUAACCGGUAGGAUGGAAAGAUAGUCAGAGGCUUCCUUUUCCUUGGUGGACUAAUGUUCUAAAUAUUUGACACUAGCUUUUACUUUUCAGUGGUGAUUAUGAGCUUACUAUGGAUGGUAUUCAUGAAAACUUUUUGCAACUCUGCUUUCAUGAUCCAAUUAUGCAGAAGACCGUAAGUCUUCAUCCAUCGAUGUCCUAGUUGACUUGUAGUUGUUACCCAAGAAACUGUUAACCUCGUAUUUUGUUUCGUGAAGGUCAGGUGUUUAGAUGUUCUUGGCAUUUCUGACUAUCUUUUUCGCUACAUCAUGCGUGCUCAACAAAUGUCGUUACUAGGUUAUAAUUAUUUUUUUCUCACAAUUCUUUUACAUUUCACGUUAUUAAAUUGGGCGAUUCAUGGCUGACACUGCUGUUUUCCAGUUUAUCAGCCUUCUAUUGCGAUUACAAUCAACCGUUUGAUAGCUCAGGUUGAGAAACCAAAUAUAGAGUGGCCUAGGUUGUUCCACAGGUACUCUCCGAUCGAAACUUAACUCUGGUCAUUUAUUCUUGGGUCAUUGACUUCAACUGCAAGACUCAUUCUGUGGUCUUCAGAUGCCGUGCGAUGCUAAUGGAAAAGAAGGAUCUUCUGACGUCUUGGCACAGCAGAAUUUCACCGUAUAUCUCUAGGCAUCUGUCAAGUGAAGCCUUUGUGGAAGAUGUCGUAUCUCCAUUAUUAUAUAUUCUAUCUCCAAAAGCUCUCAGACCGGUAAUUCUUGGGAUCUCUUUCGUUUUUUGUCAUCAUAUGCCGCCCUUCCUGCGCAUAACCUCGAAGCACAGUUACAUCAAUGGACUCUGGAUAAAUACAACGUCUAUCUAUUGUCAAAUGUAGUUCUUGCCCUAGGUUUAUUUUUUAAUUUUAAUAUUUUCCACGCAUGUUUAAACUGCUCAUUUCCCCUAGGUCAGUUUGUUUGCGCAUGCUACAAUGAUGGUGGAGUAAUGCAAGGGGAUUAGAUGCCCUUGUUCCAUGAGGGGAAGAUUACCUCUCGGUAUAAUUUAUAAAAUAAUAUCUUCUACUUAUCUUCCGAUAACUUUGAUCUAAUUCUUUUUAUGUUUUCUUUCUCAUCUAAUACACCUGCUUAUUAUAAACUGAACUGCUGUUGGAUCAUGUCUUAUACAUCUUACUAGAUGAGUUCUCAAUCCUUCCUUGUCACUCGUCUGAGGUAGACGAUGCAUGAAGCACCAAUUGUGAAGUAUUAGGCUUUACAUUUUAGUGAAUCCUAAAUAUUGAAAAUUUAGUUUGCAAACCAUAGAAAGAUGUCCUGACCAUGGGAAAAUCUGGUGAAAUUAAAUGUGAAAACGGAUCCCUUAAGGGUCUGAUGACUCCGCGCUUUGCAAUGCUCAUGGAAUCAUAGACAAGUGAGCAAUCUCCUACUCUCCAUGGGCCUCCCUUCUUUCCUAAAGAGGUCAUCAGUUGUGCUUUACUAAACUUGGUUUCAACGACGGGACAUGGGCAUCGCAUGCUGUUCCAGAUUCGGUUGACAUUUUUUGUCUUUCCUUCUCCUUGUCAACGGGUUGACUGUUUUUCCUCGUCGAUCACGAAGCUGACGCCGGUUUAAUGAUAUUAUUGCUUAUUUUAGGUAGCGCUACACCUGCUUUCAGAGAACGAGAAGGGAGACCUCUUUCAGCUCGUGGAUACCAUGGUUUCCUACUCCAUAACGUACAAGAAUUCGAAGCCCGAAGCACCUGCCGUGCCCCAGAAGUACGGAUCCUCUUCUGAUGCUCCGGCGUUCUCGUUCGAUCCCCCGAUCGAUGAGCUAGUCAACUUCAAGGUAUUGCCCUGAAAGAAACGAACCACCCUUCUUGCGCGUGCAGUUCGUCUGCUAAUCAGCAUUUCUCUUCCUCCCACUGUUCUCCUAGGGCUAUCAAUCUGGGCACGCCACUCUCUCUUUGGCCAUGAAGCAGAUCGUGGCGCAUGAGGUGAGCCCAGGUCUUGUUAUAGCUAGCUAGUUAGCUCCUCUCGCGUUCUUCUUCCUUCCACCUGUCACAGGAAAUCGAUGGCCAUCCGAGUUGGAGCGGAACGUGCGAAUCCAAUGCAAGAAACCCAUCCAUUUUUUGGACUUUAUUUAUUUAUUUUUAUUGCAGGUGGGGAAGCACAGGAUCCUGAGGGGCUCUGCGGGGGCGUUGGUGGGGGAAGCUGGGGAUGCUGCUGCUCUUCCAAGUAAAUCGUCUUCUCCCGCGGUGCCCGGAGGCGACCAGGGAAGGGGCAAGACUCCCCCGACCCUGGGCCUCAGUAAGACCCCUGCAAAUGGUGCCCCGAAGAAGGCCUACAGAGACUCCAACAGGGCACCCCGCCGGCCUGCGAAUUUCUUUGACAGGUAUAUGUAUAUAUAGAUGAGAAAGAGAGAGAGAGAGAGAGAGAGAGAGAGAGGGAGUUUUCUGACUGUAAUUGCUAAGAUUGGCGUGCCCCGCUUCAGGUUUCGCAAGCCGAGCAAGGAAUCCGAGACCCGGGGCGAUGAGGGGCGGGAACAGGAGGCGGGGAAGAGAGAUUCGCGCCGGCGCCCUGUGCUCUUCAAAUAUAACGAGGUACCUCUUCCUGGUCCCACUUCUUCUUCUACUUCACUACCCGGGUCGACGAAGGCCACCGACCACCCACACCAACGUCGCAGGGUUUCACCAACGCGGUGAAAAGGCCGGUCCGGCUUCGUGAGCUGUUGUAG
This is a messenger RNA of Spirodela intermedia, 11004 nucleotides long. Lineage: Eukaryota; Viridiplantae; Streptophyta; Magnoliopsida; Alismatales; Araceae. The record is from the annotation of a GenBank genome assembly.